Molecule: messenger RNA, 398 nt
Organism: Calidris pugnax (ruff)
Lineage: Eukaryota; Metazoa; Chordata; Aves; Charadriiformes; Scolopacidae
Product: pancreatic triacylglycerol lipase-like
Exons: 4
Biological process (GO): lipid metabolic process
Molecular function (GO): triacylglycerol lipase activity
Source: RefSeq, a predicted model, not a curated record
AACUGUGGCCAUUUUGUAUUCUGUUACUACUCACCGGGGAAAGAGAUAAAAAGAGUGAUAACAGAAUGGUGGUUGGAAUGUGGAUUAUUGCACUUUGUCUCCUUGGCACAGUAGCAGGUAAAGAGGUUUGCUACCCCAGGAUUGGCUGUUUUACAGAUGACCCACCCUGGGCUGGGGUACCAGGGAGACUGCUGACAGGUUUGCCUGACUCUCCUGAACAUAUGAACAUCAGCUUCUCCCUCUACACCAGAGAAACAGGAAAUAACUCACAGGUGAUCUCAGCAAUAAACUCCUCAACCAUCCAGAAGUCACAUUUUUCCUCCCGUAGAAAUACUUCCUUCAUCAUUCAUGGAUUUGCCAGCACUGGAAAAACAGGCUGGGUGGUAGAAAUGUGCUUG